GGGGCGUUGUCAAUCAAUAUGGCGGCGGAAUGGCUGUGAGUGGGAGUGUCAGGAUGAGGUUGAAGUCUUCUAGUGUAGAUUAUGGGGAUCCUCCCAGCAAGGUUGAAACUAGAGAAGAUGAAGAACAAGCUAUCAAAUUGCAAGAAAUAAUCGAUCUUCUUCUUGCUGCUGGUUAUUUUAGAGCCAGGAUUAAAGGACUGUCGUCGUUUGAUAAGGUAGUAGGCGGGAUGACUUGGUGUAUUGAGACAUGUAACAUUGAUAUAGAUGUGGAUCUUCUCUUUCAAGAAAAUUUAACAAUUGGCCAGAAAAUAUCUCUAACAGAGAAAAUAGUUGCAGUUCUUCCCAAAAUGAAGUGUCCUCAUCGUUUAGAACCUCAUCAGAUUCAAGGAUUGGAUUGCAUUCAUAUAUUUCCAGUAAUUCAGUGGCUGGUGAAGAAAGCAAUUGAAACCAGACAAGAAAUGGGAGAUUAUAUUAGAGCUUAUUCUAUUUAUCAAUUUAGUAAGAAUCAUUCAACACCUCAGGAUUUAGAAAAGGAAGCACUUAAGGAAAAGGUGAUUUCAACAUUAAAGGAUUUGAAGGAAUCGUACCAGCCGAAGCGGCGUUAUCGUCACCAUGCAUCUCAUAAGUUAAAGGAAGAGGAAGUCAGGGUACAGACGACUCUAUUAGAAUACGGAAGAAAGUACGGAAUAUUGAGAUUACAUCAUAAAAAUCAAGCUACGAGUCAGGACGAAGAAUCUAAUCUGGUGCCUAAAAAUGACGUGAAAGAAAGUAAAAAUGCCGAAGAGACACAGAUCGACAAGUUGAUGAGUGGUAUGUCGGCAAUGGAUGAAUCCGAGACUAAGGUCACGGCCAGUGUGGUUGGAUCAAUCGUCAGCAUGCAGUCCGACAAAAUUCAACAGAUCGCCUCGGAGUUUGCUGAUAAGCAAGCUGAAUUAGCGAGCGAAGAAUUGGGAGAGAAAUAUGGAGGAAUUCAGCACCACAAGAGAGUCAUUACUUCAUUAAACAAACAAAUAACGGAUAAAACCGAGAGUUUAAAUCAGCUUAACCAGAAGUAUAAUGAAUUAAAAUCCGGUUACGAAGAGAAGCGUAAUAAACUGAAAGAGCUUAACAACUAUUACGAAAAACUCUCCGACGAGAUGGAAAAGUUCGAAACAGUAAAGAAGGAAGAUAAAGAAAUUAUAGAAAAGUUGAAUUCGUUAGUGUUGAUGAACGAAAAUUUGAAACACCAAGAGCAAGAAUUUAAGUCCCACUGUAAGGAAGAAUUAGCAAGAUUACAAGCCGAUAUCGAAGAGGUUAAAUCGUCUAAUAAAGAAUUAUCGUCGGAAGAUAAGGAACGGAGAGAAGUAAUAGAGAAACAAUAUUCUACUGACAAAGAAAAGCUACAAAAGAUACGAGGACUACUGGCACGUAAAAAUCGAGAAAUUGCAUCGUUACAAAGAAAGAUCGACGAGGUUCCCGCUCGAGCCGAAUUGAGUCAGUAUCAACGUCGAUUCGUAGAAUUGUAUAAUCAAGUGGCUGCCAAACAUAAGGAAACAAAACAGUUCUAUACAUUAUACAACACAUUGGAUGACACAAAAAUGUAUCUUUCUAAAGAGGUUAAUUUGUUGAAUUCCAUUUUGGAUAACUUUUCAACUGCUAUGGCAUCUCCUGGAACGAGAGAUCAGUUCUUAUCCCAGUUUCAACAGAUUGUCGAUGGAAUAUGUCAAAACAAAAUCAGGGUUGAAAAGAAAAAGCAAGAAGAGAAAAUGAAACGCGAUCAACUAAACGAUACAUAUCUGGACUUAGUAGAAAAACAAAGAUUAUAUUUCAAGACAGUAAAGGAUUUCAAAGAGGAAUGCCGCAAGAACGAACUACUGGCUGCAAAAGUCAAAGAAGUUAGUCAAGAGAGAGUUCGAAAUUAAAAGAAGUUCUAUUUUUUUUUGGUUCUUUGAUGAUGUAUGUAUUAACAUGAAUUGUAUAGAUGUAAAAAAUAAAAAUUUGCUUUACAUACAAUG
Centruroides sculpturatus (bark scorpion) is the source of this 1994-nucleotide messenger RNA. RefSeq names its product coiled-coil domain-containing protein 93-like (gene fidipidine). Lineage: Eukaryota; Metazoa; Arthropoda; Arachnida; Scorpiones; Buthidae. The transcript is spliced from 22 exons. Bases 30 to 1901 code for a protein of 623 amino acids. The record is from RefSeq and is a predicted model, not a curated record. Gene Ontology annotation, biological process: Golgi to plasma membrane transport.